Molecule: messenger RNA, 1827 nt
Organism: Drosophila subpulchrella
Lineage: Eukaryota; Metazoa; Arthropoda; Insecta; Diptera; Drosophilidae
Exons: 4
Coding region: 194-1708 (504 amino acids)
Source: RefSeq, a predicted model, not a curated record
UGGCCGGAAAAGUGAAAGUGGCUUGGUGUUGCCAGACCAAGCCAGAAUAAUUUCAUGUUUUUGGGAAAGACGAUUUUACUUCUUGCCUAUCGAUAUCACUGCACUUGGGGCUUUUAUAAAAUGCCGCCCCAAUCUCCACCCCCAAACCAUUUAAACACAAUUGUGAAAUCAAAACACAACGCACUCGAGAGCCAUGUCCACCUUUGGAGCUGAUGUUGACCAAGUUUGGCCCGCGAUCACCGGGGAUUCCCUGCCGCUGACCAAUUUCGGACGCAAAUUGCUAAAGGAUUGCCGGCAGGUGAAGAAGCCUGUUGCUGGAGACAAUGAUUUGGAAAAUGUGAUGGCCAAAUCCCAGGAGUUUCCUCUGGAGUUUGGUGUGGAGAGUGUCCGGGUGAAGAGGCAAUCUCCUAUGCGGCUGACCAGGAUCAACGAGGAGGUAGCCUCCGCCUAUCCGGUGAUACACGAACGCACUCUGGGCCUCUAUCUGCAGUAUCUGGAGCACAAGUGCCACUGGGGGAACUCCGUGGAGAAGCCCAUCUACAGGCCACUCUCUCUCUGUGGAUUUGUGCAGCGCCUCCUGGAGAAGCGCUGCGCCAGCUUCUUUGCCCGCAACGACAAGUUCCUGCUGCUGAGCGGUGAGACGGGGGCCAGUGGCUUUGAAUCCGUGGGCACGCCGGAGGAAAAGGCACCCCUGGUGCUGGCCGACGUCCUGAGCUACGACGACAUCAAGUUGUCCGCCCUGCUCUCCGUGAGCUCACACACUGAGUUCGUUAACGAGGGCGAGCGGACCAAUUGCGGUCACGUUGACUUGCACACCAAGACGCUGGAGCGGACAGGCGUUAUAGUGGGCAUGAUUGGAGCUCGGCUGUCGCGGCGCAAUCUCAUGGAGUUCCAGGACAUUGUCAUUGCACGCCAGCAGAAUACGCGGGAAAACGGCUAUGGAAUGGCCUUGGAUGAGUCGUCUAAAACGCGAAAAGAGGACUACCGGCGCCUGUGGCGCGGAUUCUAUGCCACGCGUGAUCUCAUCCACGGCGAGGCUGUGAUCAACAACAGACGCUUUGGACCCUCAAGGAACAAGCAGGACGUCUUCGAUAACCUGGUGAUGAAGCGGCGCUACGCCAUCAGCUUCGACAUGCUGCUGCUGGAGGCGCAGGCGAGGGCUCAGCGCGCCAAGAAGCUGGCCUACAUCCAUGUGGUGGGCUUCGGCCUGGGUGUGUGGAAAGCAGCUGCUCAGCAGGAGCGCAUCUUCCUGGAGACCUUCGAGCAGCGCAUGCGCACGCUGGGCAACAAGCUCAAUCAUGUGGGUCUCGUGCACUUCUCCUGGUUUUCGAUCACCGACUGCGGCGGACUGCGCAACGGAUCGCUGGUGGAGAUCCCCGGCCAUCCGAAGGACGGCAUCAGGGUGCUCAUUUCCAAGCGCAAUCCCGCACGGAAGUUGACUGACCCCGAGCACGCCGGAAUGCUCCUAGUGGUGUCCUACGCCUGGGACGGCAACGCACUACCGGGCAACGAGUUCUGGAUGAAAAUGCUCAAGUCCACAGGCGACUCCUCGACAGCCUGCUCCACGUUGGUGGCCGAGCUGCACAAUCCUUACAUCAACACGGUUUUCUGCAACGGGGACAACCUGCACAUCGCCUCCCCGGAGCUCGGCGUGCUCCACAUCGCGGAAUAUGCCAAACGGGUGAUUCGGAGCGAGAGUGACGGCUGACGAGAUAUGGGAAUCUGCCCACUAUCUAAUCUUAUCUUAUCCUAUACGCGUAGCUACUGUUUUAUUCCACACUUGCUGUAGGUCAAUUCCAUGACCUUUUGACCGAUGCAUGACAAUUC